Parastagonospora nodorum SN15 is the source of this 1784-nucleotide messenger RNA. RefSeq lists its product as hypothetical. NCBI's taxonomy places the organism in Eukaryota, Fungi, Ascomycota, Dothideomycetes, Pleosporales, Phaeosphaeriaceae. The record is from RefSeq and is a predicted model, not a curated record. The coding region runs from base 1 to 1569 and encodes 522 amino acids. The transcript has 2 exons.
AUGGUUUCCAAGACUGUCCUCAUCGCGGCGAUGAUCGCCUACGUCGAAGCCCGUUUCGGCCAGGAGCAAGUCCCCAUUGCUGCCAUUUCUGCUGUUCAGGGUGGAGACGCCGGUGCUGCGGCAACCAUUGCUGGAGCCACCAUCAGCGACCUUCUCGGUGGAGCCAAUGCUUGUGCUAAGCUCACCCGCGCUGACCAAAUCGUCACUGAGCUCGGUGGCGGUGCGGACGCCAUUGCCGCUGCCAUCGGCCUCGUUGCCGCAGAGAAGAACACCAACCCCUUUGCCAACGGCAAUGUUCAGAACGUCUGCGGUGACGCUACUCUGCCCGUCACCCCUGAGCUCCGUGGUAUCACUCCCCUCAUCGACCCUGAUGUCGAUGUUGACGGUGCUGCUGCUGCUCUCAGUGAGCAGUCUCAGGGUGCUCCCCUGGCUGCUGAGGGCAUGAGUGUUUUCGACCUCAUGGAGGCUGCUGGUCUCGGUGACCUUGUCGUUGCUCAGGACGCGGCUGGCGGCGCUGCUGCUGGAGGUGCUGCUGCAGCCGGCGGUGCUGCCGCUGGUAAUGCUAACGCUGGUAACAACGCCAAUGCCAACGCUGGAGCAAACGCUGGUAACAACGCCAAUGCUGGCGCUGCUGCUGGUAACGCCGCUGGUAACAACGCCACCGCUGGUAACGCCAAUGCCGGUGCCAACGCUGGCAACAACGCCAACGCUGGCAACAACGCAAAUGCUGGUGCCAACGCUGGUAACAACGCCAAUGCUGGCGCUGCUGCUGGUAACGCCGCUGGUAACAACGCCAACGCUGGUAACAACGCCAAUGCUGGUGCCAACGCUGGAAACAACGCCAAUGCUGGUGCCAACGCUGGAAACAACGCAAAUGCUGGUAACAAUGCCAACGCCGGUAACAACGCAAAUGCUGGAAACAACGCAAACCAGAACGCUGGCAAUGCCGACAACGCCAACGACAACGCAGCUGACAAUGCCAACGCCGGUAACAAUGCCAAUGCCGGUAACAAUGCCAACGCUGGCAACAACAACAACGCUGGUAACAACGCUGGAAACAACGCAAACCAGAACGCCGGCAAUGCCAACGCUGGAAACGCAAACCAGGGCAACAAUGCCAACGACAACGCAGCCGACAACGCGGGUAACGCAGCAGACGGCGCAGCAGCAGGUGGUGCCGCCGCUGGUGGAGCAGACUUCGGCCAGUGCACACCCACCAUCACCUUCCAGGGUGGUGAGGGCAACCGUCCCGCCGACGAGUUCACCUUCCAGAUCGCUGACGAGCUCGCUCGUGGAGGCCAAGGCGAAGCUCUGAACCCCAACAUCAUCACCAACGCGCUCUGCAACCAGCUCACCAACGUGUGCGAUGCCAACGCCGCCGCCGUCACUCUCUGCGAGGACGCCGCUGCCCAGGUCGAGGCUGCUGGAACCCGCAACAAGAGCACUGCUGACCUCUUCAACACUGCUGUUGGCUUUGCCGGCGCAGUUACCAACCCUGAUGGUGGACCCGCUGAUGUUGCUGAUGCGGGUGCUGCGGCGCGCAAGAUGCGCAGGGGCUUGAGGGCUUAGAUGCCAACUUUUGGUGCGAUGGAUAUAUGUACCCUUUUGAAAAAUUUAGCGAGAAUGCGAGGAUAGAACUGAACUGAUGCGACUUGUUAGAGUUGGGCUCGAUAGGGGAGGAGAGUGGGAUGUGUUUUGAUACCUGGACAGAUGAUUUUUAUAUUUCUUAUAUGUACGACUACAUAGCCUUUAUGGCAUUCAUGAAUUACAACGAUUGAGUGGCU